Messenger RNA from Quercus lobata, 1008 nucleotides. Its product is annotated as probable pectinesterase/pectinesterase inhibitor 51. Bases 1 to 1008 code for a protein of 335 amino acids. Lineage: Eukaryota; Viridiplantae; Streptophyta; Magnoliopsida; Fagales; Fagaceae. Gene Ontology annotation, molecular function: pectinesterase activity; enzyme inhibitor activity. Gene Ontology annotation, biological process: cell wall modification. The transcript has a single exon. The record is from RefSeq and is a predicted model, not a curated record.
AUGACUAUGACCAUGAGGUCCACUAGUCUCUUCUUCUUCUUCCUUUCCCUCCUCUCUCUCUCCUCUGCCUCGAACCAUGACCAUUCAACCUCCAACACCAAUGUUGCACCUACACCUCCCUCUUCUAUCCAACAGCUCUGUAAAGCAGCUACUCAGUUCCCUGACCUAUGCGUGAGCUCGUUAUCCAAUUCCAAACAACUCCCUCCAAACCUAACUCCUCUCCAGCUCAUCUACUCAUCACUUUCUGUCACCUCUGAAACUACCCGUACAGUCCAAUCAAAGGUGAACGACAUUAUAAACUCCGCCGUAGGAGACCAAAACCGCAUAAGAGCCUCGAACAACUGUCUUGAAGUUCUCAAAAGUUCACUAUACCGGAUCUCUAUUACCACCAAUGAUGCUCUCCCACGCUGCAACCUCAAAAGCUCUAGAACUUGGAUAAGCGCUUCUCUUCUUCACCAUACCGACUGCGUGUUAGCUCUCACGAAAGUAAAUGACACAAAGUUGGUGACCGAGACACUUUCGCUGGUGGGCUUGUUAAUAAACAUUACUAGCAACGCGCUGAGCCUGUUGUUUUCUUACGAUCAUUUCGGAAACAACACUGCUUCGUGGAUUCCGCCGAGGACCGAGCGUGAUGGGUUUUGGGGGCCAGUGAAGAUGUCUGGAAUUGCGGGGUUUAAAGGCGGGGUUCCAACAAACUUGGAGGUGGACAUGACGGUGAGUAAGGAUGGAAGGAAUCGGUCUUAUAAGAUGGUGCAGGAUGCGGUGAACGCAGCGCCCAACAACACCGUUGAUGGAAAGAGGUUUGUGAUAAGAAUUAAGGCAGGGGUUUAUGUGGAGAUGGUAAGAGUUCCGUUGGAGAAGAAGAAUGUCGUGUUUUUAGGAGAUGGGAUAGGUAAAACGGUCAUUACAGGCUCUUUGUAUGUGGGCCUACCUCAGCAAAGUCCGAGGAGAGUAGUUCUUGAGCAUAUUCUUCUUAGACUUGAUUACAAUUUCAGUUCUUUGUGUUAA